This is a messenger RNA of Ceratotherium simum simum (southern white rhinoceros), 1227 nucleotides long. The record is from RefSeq and is a predicted model, not a curated record. Lineage: Eukaryota; Metazoa; Chordata; Mammalia; Perissodactyla; Rhinocerotidae.
AUGGAUGAGGAAAACAUGACGAAAAGCGAGGAGCAGCAGCCUCUGAGUUUGCAAAAAGCCUUACAGCAGUGCGAGUUGGUCCAAAACAUGAUAGACCUGAGCAUCUCCAACCUGGAAGGGCUUAGGACCAAAUGUGCUACCUCCAACGACCUCACACAAAAAGAAAUCCGGACCCUGGAGAGCAAGCUGGUGAAGUACUUCAGCCGGCAGCUGUCCUGCAAAAAGAAGGUGGCCCUGCAGGAGCGCAACGCCGAGCUGGACGGCUUCCCCCAGCUCAGGCAUUGGUUCCGGAUCGUCGAUGUGCGCAAGGAAGUCCUGGAGGAGAUCACCCCCGGCCAGCUGAGUCUGGAGGACCUCCUGGAGAUGACGGAUGAGCAGGUGUGUGAGACCGUGGAGAAAUACGGAGCCAACCGGGAGGAGUGUGCGCGCCUCAAUGCCUCCCUGUCCUGCCUGCGGAAGGUCCACAUGUCAGGAGGCAACCUUUCCAAACAAGACUGGACCAUCCAGUGGCCCACCACGGAGACGGGGAAGGAGAACAAUCCCGUGUGCCCCCCGGAGCCGACCCCGUGGAUCCGCACCCACCUCUCCCAGAGCCCCAGGGUCCAGUCCAGGUGCGUCCAGCACUACUGUCACACCAGCCCCACGCCCGGGGCCCCCGUGUACACCCACGUGGACAGGCUCACCGUGGACGCCUACCCGGGCCUAUGCCCGCCACCGCCACUGGAGUCGGGCCACCGUUCCCUGCCCCCGUCGCCCAGGCAAAGGCACGCGGUCCGCACCCCACCGCGCACCCCCAAUAUCGUCACCACCGUGACCCCGCCAGGCACGCCGCCCAUGAGGAGGAAGAGCAAGCUAAAGCCCCCCGGGACCCCGCCACCCUCUUCCCGAAAGCUCAUCCACUUGAUCCCGGGUUUCACGGCCCUGCAUCGCAGCAAGUCCCACGAGUUCCAGCUGGCGCACCGCGUAGACGAGGCCCACACGCCCAAAGCCAAGAAGAAAAGCAAACCCUUGAACCUCAAGAUCCACAGCAGCGUGGGCAGCUGCGAGAACAUCCCUUCGCAGCAGCGCUCCCCGCUGCUCUCGGAGCGCUCCCUCCGCUCCUUUUUUGUGGGGCACGCGCCCUUCCUGCCCUCCACCCCUCCCGUCCACACCGAGGCCAACUUCUCCGCAAACACACUGUCUAUGCAUAUCCUCUACGCAGAAAGGCAUGGGAACAGAGCAGCAUGA